UCAUCGCGGGCGGCGGGGCUGGCAGGAACUGCCGCGCUAUGUCUCCAAGUGCUCCUGUGCCUGCUCAGGGGCCGCUUCCGACGCGCCGCGGGGCUUUCCACCCGGCUCUGGAAUAGAGGGCGAGGGGAGCCGCCCGGGGCAGGGCUGGCCCGAGCGCAGGGGGCGCCGAGAGCCGAGCGGGAGGGAGCCGGGUUUGCAAACCACCCAGGACGCUGGAUUUGCGGCUGGCCCGGUAGAAGGGGGGCGGGGGAAGCCGGGAGUGGUGCCUGGGCUUGAAGCGGAGCCUCCGUGGCUUUUUUUAGCGCGCGGCGCGGCGCGGCGAGAUGCUGCGGCUGGAGCUCUUCCUCGGCUUGGCGUGGCUGGCCGGGCUGGCGUGCGGGCAGAACGAGACGGAGCCCAUCGUGCUGGAGGGCAAGUGCCUGGUGGUGUGCGACUCCAACCCCACCUCGGACCCCACGGGCACGGCGCUGGGCAUCUCGGUGCGCUCGGGCAGCGCCAAGGUGGCGUUCUCCGCCAUCCGCAGCACCAACCACGAGCCCUCGGAGAUGAGCAACCGGACCAUGCUCAUUUACUUCGACCAGGUGCUCGUGAAUAUCGGAAGCAACUUCGACUCGGAAAGAAGCACUUUUAUAUCGCCCAGGAAAGGGAUUUACAGUUUUAAUUUUCACGUGGUGAAGGUGUACAACAGGCAAACCAUCCAGGUGAGUUUGAUGCUAAAUGGGUGGCCAGUGAUUUCCGCCUUUGCAGGUGACCAAGAUGUGACCCGAGAAGCUGCCAGCAAUGGAGUCCUGAUUCAAAUGGAGAAAGGAGACAGAGUUUAUCUAAAACUGGAGAGAGGAAACUUGAUGGGAGGCUGGAAGUAUUCGACAUUCUCUGGAUUUCUAGUAUUCCCUCUUUAAAUAACUUAUCAUCUGAACAGAGAGAAAGCAGCAAGUCAGAGAAUUUCUUAUGAAUUCCCAAAUUGUAGCUGGGUAUGAAAAGCCUUGGACAGCAAACUUUUUACAUUCAAAUAUUAAAGAAGCUAAAUCCUGCUUAGGUUUGUGUACAACUGCUUUGAACAAUUAUUUUUGUUGUUGCAGCCAACAGAUAGGAGACAAUAUAAUUGAUCAUAUCUCCAUUUAUAUUCCCCUCUUUCCACCCCAAAUUAGUUAAAAUCUGUGUAUCACUGGUGUAAUUUGCCAUCAUUUCCCCAGUGGUUCCUGUAUCACACUAUUAUAUCUUCACUAUUUACAUUGUUCUUCAUAUUUUGUAGUUUUGUUUUUAAAACAUGUUAUUCUUGACUCUUUAUCUGAGUUUAACAUUAAAAAAGCAAAGUAUUUUUGAGUACAUAGAUGCCACGAUGAAAGAUAAAAUGCAAAUCUUGCUGAAUACUGGCUGACAAAAGUUAAAAAAAAAAAAGAGAGAGAUAAAUUUAUACAUGAAGAACUAUUCACAGCCAAGGCUGACCAGAGUAUUUCAAUAUUUCUAUGUAAUUCUGAGUGAUUGUGGAAUUUAAGGCUGCUAAAUGUUUUGAUGCUUGUUUAGCUCUUGUAAAAUGUGGCCCAACUAAACUCCAGGAAGUAUAUUGAACUUUUACUAUUAUUCUGUAAUAUAUGUGUGAAUAUCGAAAAUUAAUUUUGCUUUAAUUCAAUAAAGUUUAAAUGGGAAUUUAUUAUUCUUAAACAGAAAAUACGAUCUCUCAAUGGAAUUAUUAGCCCCUUAUCAGGCUUAGAAAAAGUGUAACAAGCUGCAGGCACAAACACUUGUAAUGGUGAUGAUCUGGACAAUAAGUGAAGCAAAAUGUAAUUUUGAAGCUCUCUUGUCUUGCUAAAUUUUCCCCCUUUUGCAAGGGUUAGUCCUGCCUUUUUCCCGCCUCUAGCGCUGUAUCCUCCAUGUGUUACGCGCUAUUUUAAAUUGUAUUAAAAGAGUAAAUUUCAGCAGAUCAUCAUCAACCAAACGCAAUUUAAACUCUAUGGUUCAGAUCGCCCUAAUGAUUAAGUACCCCAAAGAUGAGAAAAAUGAAAACCAGACUCCGCUGUCGCUGAGAAGUCGCCCACAGAAUCUUAGAUCUGUAUUGUUUAUACCAUUGUCUGUAUUAUAUUCUUAAAUCAAAUCUCAUUUUAUACAGCCGUCUACAAAUCUAACAAUGUAUACUUCAAUGCUAGUAUUAUUUAUUUGCUAGUAUUAUUUUGUUUACAGUCUUUGAAAGAUGUAAAUGCUAUAAUUUUGCAGUACUCAAAGAGAAUACUACUUUUAUUAAAAAGGUACGUAAAGGAUUUUGAUUGUAUCUAAAACUAAUGUGAAAUAAACCAGUGUAAUAAACAAAUGGACCUCUUUUUGACUGGA
Molecule: messenger RNA, 2325 nt
Organism: Malaclemys terrapin pileata
Lineage: Eukaryota; Metazoa; Chordata; Testudines; Emydidae
Gene: CBLN1
Product: cerebellin 1 precursor
Exons: 3
Coding region: 324-899 (191 amino acids)
Cellular component (GO): synaptic cleft; glutamatergic synapse
Molecular function (GO): protein binding
Source: RefSeq, a predicted model, not a curated record